Molecule: messenger RNA, 546 nt
Organism: Cloeon dipterum
Lineage: Eukaryota; Metazoa; Arthropoda; Insecta; Ephemeroptera; Baetidae
Exons: 5
Coding region: 88-546 (152 amino acids)
Source: RefSeq, a predicted model, not a curated record
CCUUGUCAUUUAACGUGUUCGGAUUACACAAACUACCAAUUGAAAUCUCCAGCAAUAAGACCUGCCCAAUCGGAUGGUUCCACGCAGAUGGCAGCACUGUGUGGAAAACAAUAUUUCCUCUCAAAAAUUGCUGUGACGAGAAACGAAGCAGCUUUGCGAUGCAAGUCGAUGGGAAUGGCGCUUUUGGCCGUCACUUCUCUCGAAGAGCUAAACUGUCUGGCCACUUUGACAGCUGUUGGAACUUUUUGGACGAGCGGCUCGAACGAAGACCUCAACUGCGAUUUGGAGCAGAAAUUCGCUUGGUGCUCAACCGGCUUCAAUAUUUCCUCGGAAUUGGUUUCUUCGGAGCAAUUUUGGAUGUCUACCACUGCCGCUCCGUCCACCCUCCAUCGCUGUCUGGCCCUUGACCUCUCAACCACCCCCAAAAAGGGGAUGGUCCUCAGGAAUUGUGAAGAGAAUUUGCCCUACAUUUGCCAGUUUACCGUCGAUUGUCCCAAACAGUGCAACAAAAACGUGCGAUCUCAGAAUUAUUUGGAAAAAAUAUAG